Molecule: messenger RNA, 2196 nt
Organism: Tripterygium wilfordii
Lineage: Eukaryota; Viridiplantae; Streptophyta; Magnoliopsida; Celastrales; Celastraceae
Exons: 8
Coding region: 403-1851 (482 amino acids)
Source: RefSeq, a predicted model, not a curated record
GUUGAUGCCUGUUUAGAAGAACCGGAAUAUACCUCAUCAGAAAGUUCCUUUCAAAUUUUCUCGCAAACCGAUUUUCCGGAUAGUUCAAACGACAAGAUCAGAACGCCAAAUCUGACCAAUUGCGACUCAAUAGUAGAGAAGGUUUUGCCACUACCUACUUAGAUGUAGGAUCCAGAAAAAUUUUGCAGGUCCUCUCUGAGUGCUGCGGAGAUCUUGAGGAUGAUAUAUGUAUUUUUCCACUUAUAAUUGAAAGCUAAAAAGUUACCAUUCAAGAUGGCAGUUACAUGAUCUCCUAGUUUAUUCUUCGUUUAACGAGGUCUAUUGGCUACUCACGUUAGUCUUAUUGAAGUAAUUUGAGGUGUGAUGCAACUCUGAAUUUUGAUCCUUUUCAUAUCAUUUGAUAUGGGAGACCCGCUGCGUGCAUCUGGUCCUAGUUGGAACUCUAAGCUGAGCAGCGUUACUUCUAGGAAGGAGGUUUUAAAUCGAAGUUUAGUUGCCUCUACUCCUAAAGGUUUAUCAGGAAGAGCUUCUAGGCACAUAGCUUCCCUGCGCCAAGGAAGAACAGGUUGGGGGGCAGCUGCUGACAUAGCAGUAUUUUUACUCAAAGUUGCUGCAUUAGAGACAGUGCGACGGGUUUCAAGGUCUACGUGUCCCUUUGUAUGGAGCAGCAUUCAGGCUUUGCAAGUUCUUUGCUAUCCGCCAUUUAAGUGGAUUCAGAGAUGGGCUCCAUUCAAGGGGUUGAUUGGAAGAAUACAGAUUUUUUCAAGACCAUUGUUAGUUAUAUCAAUAGCAACGGCUUUUUCUGAUCAAUCUGCCUGCAACGUUGAAACAUCAAAUGGUAGUGAUAGUUCUCAUGCUCAUUCAGAAACAGGUGCUGAGCCACCCCAAGUGCCGUCUAUGCUGGACACCAGAAGUCCUGAUGCUGCUCUUGAACGUCCUGCAUCUGAAACUUGGAUGAUACAACUCCAUAAGGAUCUUAAAAGUCAAGGAAUCAGUUUACCUGAAAGAAUUGAUGAGGAUGAGCUUGUUCGAUUCCAUAAAGCUGCAAAUGGAGACUAUUCGGUAUUACUAGCAGCAAUUAAAAAGACUAUUCGUUGGAGACAGACUUACCAAAUUCUUUCAGAACAAGAGCUUGAGACAUGGUCAAAUAUGAUCUUCUGGCAUGGAGUUGAUUUGAUUCAACGACCUUGCCUCAUAGUACGGCUUGGACUAGCUUGCUCGCGCUUGCCAUCUCAUGACAGACCUCGCUUUGCUCAAGCAGUCAUAUCUCAGGUGGAGCAUGGAGUCCUGCAUUUAGUCAAUCUAGAUAAUCCUCACAUUACAGUUCUGGUGGAUUGUGAAGGAUUAUCUCCUUUGAGAAUCCCCAUGCAAAUGAUGAGAUCCUGUUCUUCCCUUCUGCAGCACCACUUUCCAAAUCGUCUUGGGUAUUUAUUUGUUAUACGGCUUCCUCCAAUGGUUCAAGUUAUUGCUCAAACCUUUUUUCAAAGUUUGAAGCCCACCACUCGUAAGAAGUUGAAAAUUGAAGGGGAUAUAUACCACAGGGUUCUUUCUGAGUAUCUUCCAACACUGCCUUCAUAUCUAGGUGGCAAUUGCAUUUGUUUGAGAUGUUCAGACAUUCGCUUACGUGGUAUGCAGCAGCCACACACAAAUGAGAGGAACGGAAUAGAGUCGGAUGCUUAUCUUAGUGAUGAUGAAGAUUUGCAAUCACCACAUCUGUUUUAUGAGCCCGAUAUCCCGACAGUUAGCAACUUUGACUGCGUAUUCAGGACUGCUGUAAUAGGCAUUCUCAUGAUGUGGGUUUUUAUUGCUUUAAUUUCAGGGCUAAACGAUCCUGAAAGCCGUCCUUUCUAAGUCAUAUUGAGAGGUUCAGUGGAAAUGUAGGGCAAAGCCACUUCAAUUCUUUUACAAUCAAUUUGGGCACCAGUAAUUGGCCUAGUCUUGGUGUUUUUGAAAAUGGAAGACAAAGUGCUUUUUACUCCUUUUGCACCUUCUGGUUCUGGAUUAAUUUGCCUGAUUUGGCUUAUCGGCUAAGUUGGUAGCCAUGAUUUGAUGAAGCUUAAUUAGUUGUUUAUCAAGCCAGUCAACGGAGGCUUAUGCCCCGAAACCCCGAACCCCAAUGGACGUCCGUUUUCAUGUCAAUGAUGUUUGUAUUUAUGGUCUUGCGUUUCCUAAUCAGGAGUCUCUGCUUUUUCUUGU